ACAUUAAACGACUCCGAUUUGAGAGUUGAAUUGACUCAGGCGAACCUGAAGUUCUUCGAAGAGCAAGCAGUUAUGGCAAACAGAACAAAUGGCACACAGUAUAUAAACUGCGUCGGRGAUUCUUUGAGUGUUGUGAUUGUAAAAGCUGUAGCUUAUGUUUUUUUUUUGUUGCUUUCGUUUGUUGGCAAUGGAAUGGUUUUGCAUAUUUUUUACAAGAACCGCGCAAUCAGAACAACCACCAACUCUUUUAUCGUAAACAUGGCUGCUUCUGUUUUUUUUAUUCCGAUAUUUCUGAUUCCUAGACAAAUAGCCGCUGCUGUUGAGACAGAAGAUCCCAAGACCCAGAUAUGGCGAAUUCAAGGAUUCUUUGGCGAGCUAUCAUGCAAAAUUAUUCCGUACAUAGGGGAUGUCUCGCACUGCGUUUCGAUUUUAACUCUCGUGCUCAUAUCCGUGGAUCGUUAUAUCGCGAUUUGUUGGCCUCUUUCCACAAGGUACAGAAUUACGCCAAAGCGUUGUCAUAUUCUUAUAGCUACUACGUGGGUCRUAGCACUGAUAAUUUUUUUUCCGAUUCUAUAUUCCUUUCAACUUGUCACAGAAGAGGGAAAACAUUUAUGUACGAUGUAUUGGGGAUCGUUGCAAAACUACGACACGGCUAGCCACAAGAUCCAUSAAAAAGUUCAAAAAUAUUAUGCCUCGGGCAUUAUUCUGCUCAUCUACGUCCUCCCUCUGAUCACAAUUACAAUACUCUAUUCCUCAAUAAUUCAAGAGCUCAGAAGUAAACAAAGAAUGCAGUCAAUCCAUCAGCCAACACACCAUCGUCGCCAAAGACGUCGCGAGGAUAACAGGGUAAUUGCAAUGUUAGUGGUAGUUGUGUCUAUUUUCGCCGCGUUUUUCGCGCCAUUUCACGUUAGUGUUUUUAUUCAGUUGUACAUUAUAGACUACACCAAGUACAUUCCUUGUCAAAUGAAUGACAUUCGAUUUUCUAGAAUAUAUCUUACUCUAUCGAUCUGCUCCAUCAACCCUUUCAUUUACUUCAUCUUCAUAAGAAGAUAUCGAAAAUGCGCCAGAGUUUUUUUUAAGUGUUUGUGUGGGACGAAAAUAAUAAAUGUAAUCUCGAAAAUGCGCAAUUGGAAAUGUUGGAAGAAAGACGACACCGACGAACAGGAGACACGUCGAACAACCCUUUUUUUUAGUUCCUGUAAAACGCGUCAAACAGAGCUUGUACUGUUGGCUUUGGAACUUUUUUUUACAUUUCAAUUCGAGACAGGGUUAUAA
Exaiptasia diaphana is the source of this 1275-nucleotide messenger RNA. Its product is annotated as pyroglutamylated RF-amide peptide receptor-like. NCBI's taxonomy places the organism in Eukaryota, Metazoa, Cnidaria, Anthozoa, Actiniaria, Aiptasiidae. The transcript has a single exon. Gene Ontology annotation, molecular function: G protein-coupled receptor activity. Gene Ontology annotation, cellular component: membrane. Gene Ontology annotation, biological process: G protein-coupled receptor signaling pathway. Bases 259 to 1275 code for a protein of 338 amino acids. The record is from RefSeq and is a predicted model, not a curated record.